Messenger RNA from Betta splendens (Siamese fighting fish), 2049 nucleotides. RefSeq names its product dehydrogenase/reductase 11a (gene dhrs11a). The record is from RefSeq and is a predicted model, not a curated record. The coding region runs from base 284 to 1051 and encodes 255 amino acids. The transcript is spliced from 7 exons. NCBI's taxonomy places the organism in Eukaryota, Metazoa, Chordata, Actinopteri, Anabantiformes, Osphronemidae.
UCAAAAGGAAAGUAGGAGGUGAUGUAAACCAAACAUUGACACACUCUGGGGCUCCUCAUAUUUCAUCCAGAGUAGCGCAUGGAUCCGGGCUUACGCCGUGCUGGAUGCUGCACAGACCGGCGCAGGAGGCUGUAGCUGCCGCAUCCAUUCAUUUGCGCGUCCACGCAUUACAGCGCGAGCUGCAACCGUGCCGUUGAGCAGCAGCUUCGGGACACAGAGGCGCGGCUCGGGAGCUGUAGCGUUCGCUUUCGUUUGCGGUGACCGGUGCGGGCGGUACGCGGAGAUGGAGCGGUGGAAAGGCAGAGUGGCCCUGGUAACCGGAGCCUCUGUGGGGAUUGGAGCGGCUGUAGCCCGGGCGCUGGUCCAGCAAGGCAUGAGGGUGGUCGGCUGCGCCAGGAACGUCGACAAAAUAGAGAAACUGGCGGCAGAAUGUCAGAGUGCAGGCUACAGCGGCACGCUAAUCCCGUACAAGUGUGACCUGUCCAACGAGGAGGAGAUCCUGUCCAUGUUUUCAGCCAUCAAAACGCUGCACAAAGGCGUAGACGUAUGCAUCAACAACGCUGGACUGGCCCACAAUGAGCCCUUGCUCAGCGGAAAGACGGAGGGCUGGAGGAACAUGAUCGAUGUGAAUGUGUUAGCCUUGUCCAUCUGCACCCGCGAGGCGUACAAAUCGAUGAAGGAGAGGAAUGUGGACGAUGGACACAUCAUCAAUAUUAACAGUAUGGGGGGACACAGGAUGGUGCCGAGUGCUGAUAAGCAUUUCUACUGUGCAACUAAAUAUGCUGUGACAGCUCUGACAGAGGGGCUACGACAAGAACUCAGAGAAGCAAACACUCACAUCAAAGCCACAUGUAUUUCCCCUGGAAUAGUGGAGACGGAGUUUGCCUUCCGGCACCACAACAGUGAUCCCGAGAAAGCAGCCGCAGUGUAUGAGAGUAUGAAAUGCUUGAAAGCAGAAGACAUAGCCAGUGCAGUCACAUUUGUCCUCAGUGCCCCUCCUCACGUCCAGAUUGGAGAUGUGCAGAUGAGGCCCGUAGAGCAGGUGUCAUAGCUGGGAAACCGGAAUCUGCAGGAGGAGCAGCCAUGCUGACUCCUUAGCGACCUCUGCUGGGCAACGGGGGAAGGGUGCAUAAAACAAACGUACACUGCAGGGAUGUCAUCCAGGAGGCUGCGUGAGCCUUAAGGAGGCUGUGAGAGGAAAGGUCGUGGACCACUACAGAAUACUACUAAAUGCAGGAAACUCAGUUCUGUGAAUUGUUGAGCGUAGUUCUGAACUGGGUUGACUCCAACAUACAAUAGAAACAAAACCCAGGAGAGAGUUGCUGCUGUGCUAUACGGUCAUCUGCAUGACCAGACCUUCAAACAGAAGAGUAUGCCAUUGAUUGCACAUGUUUUUGUUUGUCUGUUUCUUUGUUUUGUAGCUCAUAUGACAUAUCCUUUUGAAACUAAAUGGGAAUAGCAAUUGCUGUUUAUAAAAGUGACACUUGUUUUAAUUUUUAAAAAUAUUUUAACAUUCGAUCGGUGGUAAUGUAGUUUUAUACUCACUACCCAUAGAUCAUAUAAUGUCAUGCAAACUAAUCACCAACAGGUACAUUUGGUUCCCCCUUAACUGGUACUUUCCAAAUUUCAACCCCUGUAAUGAACCAGAAUGAGAUUAAAAGACAGAUGCCUCUGUCUUCUGCAGUUUCACGCAUUGCCUGUGUAAUUGCAGUCUCUCUACCUUUUAAUUGAUUUGUGUGGUGUUCUAAGAUGAAAACACUGACUUAUUAUGGUGAGAAAACUAACUUGGCACAAAUGUAAACCAUAUUAAUAUAUACAUUUUUACUGCAAAUUUCCAAUAAUAAAUAAAAACUUAGGCCCAGAUGUGUUCAACAGAAAUUUGAGUUUGUCAUUUAGCCAAUGAGUCAUGCAUUUUGGACGUUGCGACGUCGACAUGUUAUUACAUCUUAUGUGACGUAUAAGCUGCAUGGCACAUGUACUCAGCAACUAUCACAUUUAUCUGCAAGGACUUGUUGCAUCUCACCCAAUAAAUGAGUCUGGUACAGUGAA